Messenger RNA from Cucumis melo (muskmelon), 1275 nucleotides. Its product is annotated as 60S ribosomal protein L13a-4. The record is from RefSeq and is a predicted model, not a curated record. The transcript has 5 exons. NCBI's taxonomy places the organism in Eukaryota, Viridiplantae, Streptophyta, Magnoliopsida, Cucurbitales, Cucurbitaceae. The coding region runs from base 415 to 1035 and encodes 206 amino acids. Gene Ontology annotation, molecular function: mRNA binding; structural constituent of ribosome. Gene Ontology annotation, cellular component: ribosome; cytosolic large ribosomal subunit. Gene Ontology annotation, biological process: negative regulation of translation; translation.
AAUAAUUAGGUCAGAAUUUCAAUUUCAUGCCCUCACUUCUAGAGUUCAAGUUCACGCCGCCACUAUACUGACCCUCCCGUCUCGGCCGCUCAUCUCACGCCGUCACCGGCGCAAUCGUCUCCGGCCAUCUCUCCUUCUGAGAAGUCUCCGAUAGUCGCUCGGGAGAUUUGGCCUCUCAUCUCACGCCGUCUCCGGCGUUCAAUCGUCUCUCCUUCUCAGUCUCCAUCCGUCUCUCCUUAUCAGAAGUCUCUCAAUCUCCGGUCGUCUCUCCUUCUCAGAAGUGUCCGAUAGUCGCUCGCGCUCGGCUCUCCCUCACCGUUGCGUUGCCGCCGGCUACGAUACUUUGUUGCGUACGACUUAUCCAAAUAAAUUUCUCAAGAUAAGAAGAAGAAGAAGAAGACGAUAGCUGCGAAGAUGGUGUCCGGUUCCGGUAUCUGUGCUAAGCGCGUCGUCGUUGACGCUAGGCAUCACAUGUUGGGAAGGCUCUCUUCCAUUAUCGCCAAAGAGCUUCUCAAUGGUCAAAAAGUCGUGGUCGUCCGGUGCGAGGAGAUCUGCAUCUCCGGUGGAUUGGUCCGCCAAAAAAUGAAAUACAUGCGUUUCUUGAGGAAGCGGAUGAACACCAAGCCUUCUCAUGGCCCCAUUCACUUCCGUGCUCCUGCUAAGAUCCUUUGGCGCACCAUUCGUGGGAUGAUUCCCCAUAAAACUAAGCGUGGUGCAGCAGCGCUUGCCCGUUUGAAGGCCUACGAGGGUGUUCCUCCUCCAUACGAUAAGAUGAAGAGGAUGGUCAUCCCUGAUGCCCUCAAGGUCUUGAGGCUUCAAGCUGGACAUAAGUACUGCUUAUUGGGCAGACUCUCUUCGGAGGUUGGAUGGAACCACUAUGAUACUAUCAAGGAACUCGAGAGGAAGAGAAAGGAAAGAUCCCAGGCUGCAUAUGAGAGAAAGAAGCAGUUGAAUAAGCUGAGGAUUAAGGCCGAGAAGGUUGCUGAGGAGAAGCUUGGUCCCCAACUUGAAGUUAUUGCUCCUAUCAAAUACUAAUUUAUUAUUUUGAUCUCAGAAACAACCACUGGAGAAUUGAGUUGCAGUUGAAUGCUCUAUUUUAGUAGACCAUGAUACAUCUUUGUAUGCUUCCAGUAUAACCUUUUUGUUAUGCAUGUCCAGUAGAUUCACGAUGCCUGUUAAUCCAAGCAAAAAUGUUUUGAUCGUCUCUUUGCUAUGCAUAUCGUUGUGUCUGAACUCUGCAGUUGAUUCUUAUGAAUUGGCUUGAAAAAUUAGUCA